Stegodyphus dumicola is the source of this 6662-nucleotide messenger RNA. RefSeq lists its product as uncharacterized. The record is from RefSeq and is a predicted model, not a curated record. Gene Ontology annotation, cellular component: cytoplasm. Gene Ontology annotation, biological process: positive regulation of MAPK cascade; Ras protein signal transduction; cell surface receptor protein tyrosine kinase signaling pathway. NCBI's taxonomy places the organism in Eukaryota, Metazoa, Arthropoda, Arachnida, Araneae, Eresidae.
GGUUUCAGUGGCAGUGGUUUUGCAACUUGACACAAGCUGAACCGGAAAUACAGAGUAAUGAAUCAGAUAAGUUAUUGGUGGGAUGUUUUGAUGGUAAUAUAAAGUAAAAAAAAUGGUACAAAUAUUUUUACUUGAUAACUGAUAAUAACUUCGUAGGAGCCCAAACAAGAGCAUUGCUAAGCUAUGGAUCUAGAAGUAGCCUGCAAGAUGGGAUUUCUCUUUAUUCCUCCUCACAGUUUUUUAAGGAAAACUUGGACAAAAAGAUAUUGUGCUCUAUAUAACGCUAGCCAUCAUGGAAUUCAGAGAUUAGAGUUAUUUGAGAGUGAAGAUGCUUAUGUAAAGCAAAAUCCAACAAAAAUCAUACCUCUGACAGACUGCUGGAAAGUUACUGCUGCACCACAGAAACAUCAACCUAAUGUUUUUGAGGUGAGGACCAAAAAUAGUAGUUAUCAAUUUUCAGCUGAUACUUUUCAAGAAAUGUCUGAUUGGCUUGCAUCUCUUCAAACUGUUGCAUUUGGUAAAAUUCGUACCAAAUCAGUAAUGUCUGUUGCACCAAUUAUUAAAGAAGAAAAACAAGAGGAAAAUUUAUUGUAUAGCUCUAUGGAUGAACCUGAAAUUUAUACUGUGAAGGUUGUACCUACAGAUGCUAGUUUACGAAACAAUUUGAAAGGAGACUAUAAGCUUAUAAUAACCUCUGUUAAUCUCUCUGUUGCUGAGAGCUGUCCACUUGGAAGAAUUGGAAAGAUAAUAUUAACUUGGCCAUACCGUCAUAUUCGCAGAUAUGGUUGCAGUGCUGAUAAUUUUUCAUUUGAAGCUGGAAGAAAAUGUGCUUCAGGUGAAGGAUUGUUUACUUUCUCAUCAGUUGAUGGAAUACAUAUAUUUCAGAGUGUUGAUGCUCAUGUAUCAGCUUUGAAGUCAACUCAAAGUGAAACUGACAUUCCUACUAGUCCAAACUUUAAUGAUGAGGAAUUCAGUUUUUUAUCCACAAAAGAUCAUGAUUUAGAGAAGAAUGAUUCUUCUUUACAGAUGACACCUAAGUUUGAUCAAAAAUAUGUAAUGCCUGAUUGUGAAAAUGAAAUACAUUCUGCAGAAGUGCAUAAGACUUUGCCUCCUGUUGCCAAACCACCCCGAAAAAGUAAAUCAAGUGCAAAUACUAGCAGUCGAUCUAAUUGUCAGAUUGCAAUGAACAUUAGUGCACAAAAUGAAUCUAAUGUUACUAAUUUUUAUGAAGAGCUUCAUCUAAGGAAUAGUCCAAAUAAUUUGAGUCUUAAUUCAGAUAUUUUAGAGUCUCAAAAUUCAUCAUCCAAAUAUUUUGACACCGAGUCUGUGUCCUCAGUAUCAUACGUUUCUUAUCCAGAAUCUUGCACUCAUUUGGAAACUGAUUCCUUUUCAUCUGCUGCACCAUAUGAAGAUGCUUUAUGCCAUAGUGCUGAUAAUUUAGAAGUCAGUGAUAGUUGUAGGAAAGGCUCAGGUGUACAGCCUUCUUGCACUAUAAAUAAUUAUGAAAACUGUGAACCAUUUCAUCAAAAUGCAUUUUCAUCGUCUAAGUCAUUGAGUGAUACUGAUCAUAUUUAUGGGAAGUUAUUAAAUACAAAACGAUCUUCAUUGAGCAAUAUGAAUGCGUAUGGUUCUAUAAUUAUAAAAAAUGUUUCUGCGAAUAAUGAUCCGACUAGUCCUGUAUAUUCUAAUGUUCCCUUAAGACAAUUAAUGCUUGAUCACAGCCGUCAUGGUACUAGUGAGAAUGAACCAGAGCAUUUCUUAAAAAAUGAUGCUGAAUAUGCCCAGGUUUUUAAGAAGAACUAAUUUUAGUAUUUUGUUGUUAUUUUGCGAGUUAAGAUGGACUAGCCUUCUUAGACAGACAUGUUGCAGUUCUGUUUCCAGUUAAAGUAUUUAUAUUUCUGUUGUGUAAUUAUAUAAUUUAAAAUUCACUGUUAUUUUAUGUUAAAAAUAUUUAUAAUUCAGAAAAUUUAACAUUUUUUAGUUAAAAAUAGAAUUUUAUGAUAAGUAAGAAUUGAGUUGAUUAGUUCAUAAAUUUAAACAUGAACAUGUAUUUUAAAGUAUAACUCCAAAAAGUGUACACUGCACAGUCGCAAAGUUAUCUUAAUUCUUAUUUUAUAUCUAGGUAUUUGUUCUCGGAUCACUGGCGUUCUUUCAGUGGGUUUAUCUUUGUUAUAUGGCAUACCUGUAUGUUGUAAUAAUUCCUUUAAGAUUUUAUACUUUUUAAAAGUGUACCUAAUGUAUUAGUUAUAUAUAUAUAUAUGGUAUAUAUAGUCAGACCAAUUUAAUGAGAUUUUAUUGCUUUUAAUAUUUUUAUCAUAAAGAAUGUAAGAAUAUUUAGUUAAAGUUAAUAGUAUAAUUUUUUUUUAUUUCAUCACUUCAUCUUAAAAUUUUAGGAAAUCAAACUAUUAAAAAAGCAAUUUAAAGUUAUUAAGUUCACCUUUUCAGUAUAGAACAGUAGCACAUACUAUGGCAAGCUUUUCUUCAUACUCAUUGACUGUUUAAGUUAUUAAUGGGUAUAUUUAUUGCAUUCUUAACUGUGUGUAUAAAUCUCAGUGUUAUGAAACUAAAUAUACUCUGAGUUCUAUUGCAAGAUUUAUUUGUUAGUGUGUAUCCUUCAAUUGUUCAUAGGCUGUGGCUUAUAAGUGAAGUGUUUGUGAGCUAUAGCAGAAUUUUCUCUAAUGUAUUUUUGUGUGUACAGGCCCCUGAUAGGAGGGUGAGAUAAUUUGUGCUACCCUUUAGUUGCCACCAGGAGUGUCUCCUGUAUCUGUAGGCCAAGAGAAUGGUAAUAUUUGCUAAUGAAUAUAGGCCUUAAUAGCAUUGAAAGAGUCAAUGAAACUUUAGAAACUGGGUCAUACAGUGCUCUGCUUAAAAAAAUAUAUUCAUUAAUAGGUAAACUUUACCUAAUCUUGUAUUGUUUGUCACCUUUUAAUAAUUGUUAGUAUGUAUUUUUAGAUGGUAGAAAUCUGUGAAUAAAAAGGUAGCAAACUCCUCAUGAGAUAGCUCGCAAAAACCAUUCUGUAGCAAAGAUACCCAAUAUGUAGUGUAGCAGUAAAAGUGUGUUAUUAAAUUAACUGUUGGGUAUAUUAUAUAGAUAAAUAUUAGAACGAUAUAUCUGCAUUGUUUGUAAUCAAUGUUUAUAGCAGUGGUAAGAGUAAUGCUGCAGGGAUUGCUAACUUGUCAGAUCUUGAAUGAUUAAUGGGCUAAUAACAUACAUAACCUGAUUUAAAAAUAUAAAUAUUAAUUUAUAUAUAUUCCUAAUAUCAAAAAUUUGAUUUGUGAUCUGUCAGUUUGAUCUUUCUGUUUUAAAUAUUCUACAUUGGCUACUAAUUAAAUUUGUUUCUUUGGUUAUCUAAGGCUCCAAAUCAGUCUUUGAGUAAAAGAGUAAUAAUUAAAAAAAUAAGUAUGGAACAACUGCAAAUGUAAUUUAUAUAUCACCACACUCUUAUAUUUUCAAGUAUGAUAUUUUUGCUUUGAUAUUCUAAUAAAUUCUGCUGAUACAGUACUUUCAGAAUGCAUGUUUUGUGAUGAGAAAGAAAUUCAGAAUAACAUUUUAAAAAGUAUGUACAAAAAUUUAACUUUGCCAUUUAGACUGUUUUCGACUGUGUUCUGUUUUUGACCAAAACAAAGAUUUGGAAAUUUUUAAAGUUUUAACACAUGAUGGAUUUUUGAGUGCAGUUGAAGAUAGUAAAAUGUACAUUCAAAGCAGAAACCUUACUUGAUUAAAAAUGUUUUAAUUAAUUUUUAUUGUGUGCAUAUGCAUUUAAUGACAUUAUUCUUAUCAGAAAUAGGAAAGGUUUAAAUGAUUUAAUUUCUGCAGAAUAUUUUAUUAAAAAGAAAGGUUAGAAAUUCCUUCUUCAGCUCUGUUUCCGGGUGCCAUAUGCAUAAGAUAUUGUAUAUGUCAAUGAGUUCAUAGUAAUAUAGUUACUAAGAGAAAUGUGAUAAGAGUAUUUCACAUUAUAUAUAUUUUAUCGUGCAUACAUGCAUGCUUUUUAAUUUUAUCAAAAUGAAGUAUGUUACAGUGAUGCAAUUUUGAAGUUGGCGUUUUUAGGCUACUGUUGUAUUGAUUUUGUCAUCUAGUAGCCAUGUAUGCAUAUUUUCUCAAAAAAAUUUAAUAGAGUUUGGUAUUAGUGUUUUAAAAAUAAGCAUAUUUUUCUAACUUUUAUUGCAUCAUAAUUUGUUCUUUGCUUUAAUUUUAAAGCUGUUGUCUUGCUGCUGUAGAAUUCAUAAAAAUAUGCCAAUAUGCUGAAGUUAAUGUGCACAAAAAUUUAUUGGCUUUUCAUUAACUAAUUGCUUCUGAGCUGUGAUGUAAACUUUACUUAACAUUUCUAUUAAUCUCAUAUUUUAUAUUUGUGCACAUUAAACUCCUCUCAUAUUUUCUAAAUAAUGCCAACUUUUGCACAAUAUUUUCUGAGAGAAAAACAUCUGAAACUGCAUUGAAGUUAAAUGUUUGAAAUCUUUUUAAAAUUUUUUCACCCAUAAUAACCUCUUACAGCUUCCUCUACAGUGGUCCCUAAAAAGUGUUAAUUCUACUGAGAUAACUUUAAAAAAGUUGGAAUACUCAGUCGAAUGAACUGAUGUGAGAUAACCUAAUGCUCUUAAAUAAAUAAAUAUUUUUCAGAAUACAAAGUAAUUUUGAUGAGGAGGUUUCCGAAAUGUGCCUUUCUUUUUUUGCUUGUAAUUAAAAUUAUGGAUUGAGGAAAAAUUGAAUUUAAAAAUAAUUUUCAAAGUAUUUAAGAUUUAUAUGUUGCUUUUGAGAAAAAAUAUCUGUAAAUAGUGCAUUAUAUCUUGAAACUCUUGGUUGGAACUGUUUAAAAAUUAGAUGUUAUUUAUAAUAACUGCUUGCUUGAAUGACGUGAUGGAGAAAUUAACAUUUAAGAUAUACUAUACUUGGCAGCUCAGAUACUUUUGAAUAGUCAAUAACAAGAUUACAAAAAAGGAAAAAAUUAUUCAGCUAUUACUUAUUGUCAAAAUGCAGAACUAAAAUUUAUGCUGGUAUCCUUGUGUUUCAAAUACCAUAAAAAUAUCACAGCAUUUUAAAACUUGUGUUCCUUUACAUUAAUAAUGUGAUUGAUACAUAUGAAAUAUGUACAAAAUAUUUCAAUUUAUUUCAUCAUUUGGGUUAAGCCUUACUAAGAAAACAUAAAUUAAGAUAAGCCUUAUUAUCUUAGCAAAUUACUAAAUCAUAAUUUGUUUCCACAGUUUUACUUCCUUUAUUUCACUGCUACAUUAGAUAUUAUAGACACUAAUGUAUUUUUAUGUAAUCAUUUAACUCUAAAAUUUUAGAUUACCUUGUGGAAUUACUUUAUUUUCUAAAUAUGUUUAAUCAUUAAUGAGAGCUUUCUCUGGACAAGUUGCAUCUGAUUUGUACAGAUAGUAUUUUUGCCUUGUAUGUAAAUAUGUGCAGAUUUUAUUCUGUAAUAUUUUAUGAGCAGUAUUAAUGCUGUAUUUUUUAAACCUUUAACAGAGAAUUGUUAUUGAAGAAAUUUUUUCUGCAUUCUAUAUUUUUUUACAUGUAUGUAUUUUCAUGUAUAUCUAUGCCUCUAUCUGCUGAUUCAGUAUCCAUGAUUUCACUAAUAUUCAGUUCAAAGAUGGGAAGGCAAUUGCCAUAAAUUUCAUAAGUUUUCAGACCACGCUACUAUCUUUACAUAAUUGGUCCAGGCUAAUAUAAUUAAAUACAGGGAACGAAGAUGAUUGUUAUGAAACAUUCGGUGUAAUAGCAGUUUCUAGGUAGACCCUCAGUCUCUGAGCUUGCAUUCCAGCUUGAUGAUCAUAAAUUUGUUUUGCCUAUAAGUGGUCUAAGAGCUUUUGCCCUAACUUUAUUUCUAUACACAUACUUCUUUUCAAACUUUCUCCACUGUUGCUUUUAAUUCACGCUAUCGUCAUUAGUAAUGUGUUGCUCAUGCUAUUGAAGUUCUUAUUCAGUGUUUCAAAGCAUGAGACUAGUGAUAUUUGUGCUUGGAAACUAUAGUGUGCUAGGUAGAAAAAUGAAUGAGUACUUGUUAUUUCUACCAUUCCUUGAAGCAGUAUGCUAUGUUUUACAGUACAACAUAACAUAUUAUAACUACAUUUCUUUUCUCAUUUCUCUUUUGCAGAUGGAAUUAAAAUGCCAGAAUCUUUUAUAAAUAUGAGCGAGAGUAUACAUUGUAUUUUGCAUUACUUUAUAUAGUAUAUGUAAUGUAUUAUAGUGUACAGGAUACUCUGUUAUUACUUUAUUUCAUGAUGAAUGUCUUUCUUGCAUAAUUUAUCAAUUAUUAUUCAUUAUAUUUAUGCAUGUUAUAAGAAUAUGUCAUCACUGUUAUCUGUGGCUUUGCAUACAUGCUGUAAGUCUUUGAAUGUAUACUGCAAAUAGGAAAUACACACUAUAUUUUCCUUUACAUGUCUUGUAUGAUGAGGAUGGUGAAAGUGUGUUAACAAUAUAUUUAAAGAAUAGUUUUUUUUUUUUUUUUUCUGGAAAAGUAUAUAUCGAUUGUUGCUCAAGAUAGCAUUCCUAUAUUUUGUACUGAUAUUCCAUUACUACACUAUUUUUUAAAGAUGUUUACCUUAAAAUAUUCUUUUGUAUAUAAUUUAAUUUGUCUAGUCGAUCUCAUGUUUUGUACUUGAUAUGCAAUAGUCUCCUUUUGUAUUUGUUAUGUUAAAUUUUAAUAAAUAGCAAAUAUAAAAUA